UUUGACAGAAGCAUACGGCCGACAUCUUUCUUUAUUCUGGGUGGAAAUAGUAACAUAGUUACGCCAUUAAAUGCGUUUAUGGAAACAUUUUUAGCGAGAAAUGUGCAUUUUACUUUCAUAAUGUUCGCUCGGUGAAUGUGAAGGAUGUUUGGUUUGAUAGUUAUGACGAAGAGGGAACGCUCCGUUCACUUGCAUGGACAUGGACUCAUCUGGCUGCGUUGGCGCGUUGACGCGUUGAACCACCACACAAUGAUCAAGCGUCAGGUUAGGCGCGCAGAAGAACCCUCGCGCCAGUUUCAAACACAACAACAAUUUCGUCUUCGAUUCAAUCCGUGUAUGGUUCGUUCUUUGAAUAUUCCGAUUUAAAACAAAAUCAGAAAAAACAAAAAAGAACCAUACACGGAUUCACGUCCAUUGUUUACUUCGGUGUUUUAAAAAAUGCCGGUCUUCGUUGGUCUUCCUGUUUAUGAAGGUACGGAUAACUCCGCCCCCUGCCCCCGGCGUAAAAGCGGUUCUAGUUCUAGCCCAGCUCUAAAGCGGGGCCAGAGUUGAACCGGUUUUUAGGGGCCGGAGCCGGUUCUUUGGCGGUGUGAAACCAAAGCCCUGGCCCUAGCUCCGAACUGGCCCGGAACCGGCCCCGAUUUUGCGGCGGUGUGAAAGGGGCAACUGUGAUAAUGCAGUCCAAAUUUGAAGAGGUGUAGUGGUUUUCAAUCAGGACCGAUUUGAAGAUUCUAAGUGGUUUUCAAGCCGAAUCAGAUGCUGCGAAUCGGAUGCCAACUUGAGCGUCGUUGCUUAAAGGAAAUAUGCAGGCUGUGUGGCCGCACGCAAAAACGUUAAGGCUACUUUAGACACUUGGGAGUUGUUAGGUAACAACACAGAGUUGUUGGUGAACUUGGGUCGAAUGGGCCCUCGCAACCACUGUUUGUUGUUGUGGUGGCCCGUAGGUGUGCGUUCUGUUUACCGUUGCUCGUAUCGAGUGGGUAUUGGCAACUCCUGUAACGUGGCAAAUGUGGAAGUUUUCGCAGAAAAGUCCUGCCCAACCAGUACGUCUGGAUUCAAAUCAUACUGUAUCAUGCUGGAUCUUUACCUUCAUGGUGAUAACAUAAAUAAGGGUCCAGCAGGAAGUAAGACCAACUGCCUUCAUCUCGCUCUCAACCUUUCUUGUGGUCAACUGCUAGCAUCCAUUUUUGAAAACCGAGUAGUGAGGUUCAUGUUUGUGAUUGAGUAUUUAAGUGAAGUUCUGAAGUUUUUAAGCGUCAGUGUAGAAUAGUUCCACGUUCAUAUCUCUUAUCUCCUCGCUGACCCGAUACGACUUGGACAUGAGGAAAAGCGUCUCGUCAAAGGAGGUGAGCCUCAUGGAGGCCUCCGGUCAAGAGGUCUCCGGUCCCGGGCAGGCCCCUGGUCCAGAAGCCUUCCGUCCCGGUCAGGCCUCCGGUCCCGGUCAGGCCUCCGGUCCCGGUCAGGCCUCCGGUCCAGGGCAGGCCUCCGGCCCCGUUCAGGCCUCCGGUCCCGAUGAGGCCUCCGGUCCAGGGCAGGCCUCCGGUCCCGGUCAGGCCUCCGGUCCAGAGGUCUCAGGUCCCGGUCAGCCCUCCGGUCCAGAGGUCUCAGGUCCCGGUCAGCCCUCUGGUCCAGGGCAGGCCUCCGAGCCCGAGCCCGAGCCCGCUCGCCACCAGGCCCCCCCCCUCCACCGGGCCGUGAAGAGGGUCCCCUCGGGGCCCCUGCAGCUGCCCAGGCUCUGCUCUAGGUCGUCCUGUAGAGAGGGAAGAACCUGGGCCUUCAGGGCCUCUCAGAGCGUUGGGAACCUCCUAAACUACAGCUCCAGAGCCUUUUUUGAUGUGGAGAAUGGGCUUUCGCCGGGACGCAGCCCCCUGGACCCCCAGGCCAGCCCCGGCUCCGGGCUGGUCAUCCAGGCCAACUUCCCCCACAGCCAGCGGCGCGAGUCCUUCCUUUACCGCUCCGACUCCGACUUUGACCUGUCCCCUAAGGUCCCGUCGAGGAACUCCUCUACAGCCAGCGACCUGGAAGACAGCUUGAAGCACUGGGAGGUCAACUGGUUGUCUACUCGACACACAGAAGACAUGAUUGUGACCCCAUUUGCACAGAUCCUGGCCAGCCUCAGGACGGUGAGGAGCAACUUUGCACUAAUCACCGGACAGCAGGACCGCUCGGCCAGCAAAGCACGGUCAUCAGGAAGCAACCCGCCAUCUAUGUGCAAGACCAGCCUGGCUGAGGAGCCUCAUCAACAGCUGGCCAUCGAGACCCUAGAUGAGUUGGACUGGUGUCUGGAGCAGCUGGAGACCCUGAAAACCCGGCACUCUGUCAGCGAGAUGGCUUCCAAUAAGUUCAAGAGGAUGCUGAACCGGGAGCUCACCCAGCUGUCAGAGACCAGUCGCUCUGGGAACCAGGUGUCGGAGUUCAUCUCCAGCACCUUCCUCGAGAAGCAGCACGACAUGGACAUCAUGUCCCCGCCCGCUAAGGAGAAGGACAAGAAGAAGCGGCCCAUGUCCCAGAUCAGCGGGGUGAAGAAGCCCACCCACAGCCCCGCCGUGGCCCCCACCACCAUCCCCCGCUUCGGCGUCAGCUGCGUCCAGGAGGGGCCCCUCGCCAAGGAACUGGAGGAUGUGAACAGAUGGGGUGUGGACAUCUUCAAGGUGUCUCAGUUCUCAGGAAACCGGCCCCUGACUGUGACCAUGUACUCUGUCUUCCAGGAGCGUGAGCUGCUGAAGUCGUUCAAGAUCCCUGCGGACACGUUCAUCACCUUCAUGAUGACCCUUGAGGACCACUACCACGCUGACGUGGCGUACCACAACAACAUCCACGCCGCCGACGUGGUGCAGUCCACCCACGUGCUGCUGUCCACGCCCGCCCUGGAGUCAGUGUUUACUGAUCUGGAGAUCUUGGCUGCUCUGUUUGCGAGCGCCAUCCAUGAUGUGGAUCAUCCUGGAGUCUCUAAUCAAUUCCUCAUCAACACAAACUCGGAGCUGGCCCUGAUGUACAACGACGUCUCGGUGCUGGAGAACCACCACCUGGCCGUGGGCUUCAAGCUGCUGCAGGAGGACAACUGUGACAUCUUCCAGAACCUCAGCAAGAAGCAGCGCCAGUCGCUGCGCAAGAUGGUCAUCGACAUGGUGCUCGCCACAGACAUGUCCAAACACAUGAACCUCCUGGCCGACCUCAAGACCAUGGUGGAAACAAAGAAGGUGACCAGUCUGGGGGUGCUGCUGCUGGACAACUACUCGGACCGCAUACAGGUGCUGCAGAACAUGGUGCACUGUGCGGACCUGAGUAACCCCACCAAGCCUCUGGAGCUGUACCGGCAGUGGACGGACCGCAUCAUGGUGGAGUUCUUCACACAGGGCGACCGUGAGAGGGACAAAGGCAUGGAGAUCAGCCCCAUGUGCGACAAACACAACGCGUCCAUCGAGAAGAACCAGGUGGGCUUCAUCGACUACAUCGUCCACCCGCUGUGGGAGACGUGGGCCGACCUGGUGCACCCCGACGCCCAGGACAUCCUGGACAUGCUGGAGGACAACCGCGAGUGGUACCAGAGCAUGAUCCCCCACAGCCCCUCGCCGGACCCCCAGAGCCUGGAGAGGGAGCCCGGCCUCCCCCAGGCCGGGGCCUCCGCCCUCCCCGGCCUGUCCGGCCUGGCCUCCGUGGAAAAGUUCCAGUUCGAGCUGACGCUGGAGGAGGAGGAGGGGGAGUCGGACACAGAGAGCCCACUGGGGGAGGAGGAGGAAGAGGAGGAAGAGGGGGAGGAGGAGGAGGAGGAGGAAGAGGAGGAGGAGGAGGAGCAGGGAUGCAGGGGAAGGGGAGCCCCGGUGCGCUCCAGGACGGGGUCGGGCAGAGGCGGCAGGCUGGCCCCCCAGCUGCCCCGCAGGACGUUGACCUCGGACUCUGAGAGGGGGCUGGCGGAGGAGGGGGGCGCGGAGCGGGAGGGGGCACCGCUCUUCAGGCUCGGAUCGUAG
Messenger RNA from Gadus chalcogrammus (walleye pollock), 3968 nucleotides. RefSeq names its product phosphodiesterase 4C, cAMP-specific a (gene pde4ca). The record is from RefSeq and is a predicted model, not a curated record. Lineage: Eukaryota; Metazoa; Chordata; Actinopteri; Gadiformes; Gadidae. Gene Ontology annotation, molecular function: 3',5'-cyclic-AMP phosphodiesterase activity. Gene Ontology annotation, cellular component: perinuclear region of cytoplasm; cytosol; nucleus. The coding region runs from base 1320 to 3968 and encodes 882 amino acids. The transcript is spliced from 17 exons. Gene Ontology annotation, biological process: signal transduction.